Messenger RNA from Wasmannia auropunctata (little fire ant), 695 nucleotides. RefSeq lists its product as uncharacterized. The record is from RefSeq and is a predicted model, not a curated record. The annotation marks the transcript as partial. NCBI's taxonomy places the organism in Eukaryota, Metazoa, Arthropoda, Insecta, Hymenoptera, Formicidae. The transcript has a single exon.
CAUGAUACAGUUUUCUGCGAUAAGAUGGAAGCCUUACUUUCGAACGCGUUCGACGAAGUGAUGAUGAAGACGGUGCAGCCACUGGAACCGUUGGCCACGUUGUGUCACGGUGAUUUUACGUUGAACAAUAUUCUCUUCAAGACAGAAGGCGAUGGACAACACCGCCCGAUGUUAAUUGAUUUUGCGCUCAUCAGAUACUCGACGCCCGUCAUCGAUCUUUCCACGCAUCUUUUUCUAUGUUGUUCGAAUGAAGUAAGAAAAAAUAAAUUUUCCGAGAUCAUGCGGGCCUACUAUGACGCGCUAAAAGAGUAUCUGUUAGACGCCGGCAUUCAGGACAUUGAGAAGUACUCGUACAAUGCUUUGUUGGACGAUUUUAAAAGAGGUGCUCUCUUCGGUUUCGUUCUUAUGUCCUCUUUUGUAUAUGUGUUACUGGGACAUCUUAGUCCAGAAACUUUUGUACAAGAAGUAUUAGAUUUAGGACCUUUGGAAAGUGCAAAGAAGCAGAAAUACACCGGCGGAGACGAAGUAUCUAAAAUACUAGCUGAUGCAUUGCUACAUCUGAAAGAUCUUGGCUGUCUUAAAUAUUACUUAUAGUUGCGCGAAAUAAUUCCGAUAUAUAAAAUAUAAUCUGUAUUGUUUAAAAAAUCAACACACAGGUUUAAUAAUAAACAGUUUUUGAGUUAUGGUUCAUCAAA